GAGACAGUAAAAGCUCUCAUAUCAACGUCCAGUCUUCUCUUUUAUUUGUCUUGCGUGCCCGGCGGUAUUAUUGUUGUUGUUGUUGACGUGCGAUUAAGACAGAUUAGCCAGCGCACUAGUUAGAUUCGCUCGUAGUCUACAAGGUCCUCAUAUUCACAUACAUAACAAAUUUGGCGACGGGUUUGCUGAAGAUGGACCCACUGCGUUUAGAGAAACUAAUGGAACAGCAGCUAAAAUUGAUGGAAAUGCUUGCUGGUCUACAGAUAUCACGCUCUGCCGAUUCAUCUACAGCCAACGACAGCAUUGGUAGCAGCAUCUCAGAAUUUGUUUAUGAUCCAGAUGCGAACGUCACUUUUGACACUUGGUUUCGCAGAUAUGAAGACCUAUUUCGAGUAGACUUUGCGGAUAAAGAUGAUGCCUGGAAAGUACGGCUUCUACUUCGUAAAUUGGGAUCAGAUGAGCUGGAUAAAUAUUGCAACUUAAUUCUCCCACAGAAGCCCAGCGAAAGAUCAUUCGAUGAAACUGUCCAUACCCUUCGUCAUCAGUUCGGUGAUCAGAGAUCUUUAUUCAACAUUCGAUAUCAUUGCAUGAAACUAUCUCUGAACGAAAAUGAUGAUAUCCAUACUCAGUUGGGUAUAGUCAAUCGCACGUGUGAACGUUUUAAAUUGAAAUCGCUCUCAGAAGACCAGUUCAAGGUAUUGAUUUUCAUCUGUGGUUUGCAGUCUCCCAAAUUUGCUGAUAUACGCACACGUCUAUUAAAUCGUCUGGAACAAGAUCCACGAAUGACUUUGAAAGACGUCGGUGAAGAAUAUCAGCGUUUAAUCAACAUUCAUAACGAUACCGCCUUGGUGCAGUCUGGCAGCCAAAAUGCAGCAGAAGUGCAUGCGGUGCAUUCAGUACCGUCGACAUCAACCGCACCGCGUCAUCCUCAGCAUAAACCACCAUCAGCCUGCUGGCACUGUGGCUCCUGGCAUUUUGCAAACUUGUGCCCAUUCAAACAGCAUAAAUGCCGUCGAUGCCAUACUGUUGGUCACAAAGAUGGCUACUGCAAACGCAACAACCGACCCAGAUCUCGUAGUCGACCCAAACGGCGCAACAAGCCUAAGUCUUUGG
Molecule: messenger RNA, 1113 nt
Organism: Trichobilharzia szidati
Lineage: Eukaryota; Metazoa; Platyhelminthes; Trematoda; Strigeidida; Schistosomatidae
Source: the annotation of a GenBank genome assembly